Molecule: messenger RNA, 830 nt
Organism: Patiria miniata (bat star)
Lineage: Eukaryota; Metazoa; Echinodermata; Asteroidea; Valvatida; Asterinidae
Exons: 3
Coding region: 93-830 (245 amino acids)
Source: RefSeq, a predicted model, not a curated record
AUUUUCCAACAUCAUGAUUCUCUAGAAUUUGAUAACUUAUAGUUUCUAAUAAGAUCCAUUGGUACUCUUUCCCUGUUGUAGUCAUUUCUGUGAUGGUUAUUCGCAUCCAAGCAAGAAGUAACGAUGAUGGAACCAUCUUCCUGGAGCGAGGCCACCCUGGCAUCCUGUCCUGCCCUCUCGUCGCAUCCGGACGAAUCCCGCUGGAUCAGAUCGAAGUCAUGUACUGGUACUUCCCCCGAGUACGAGACGAAGACAUCUUGAUCUCCUACUUCCUAGGGAAUAUUGCUCCACAAAACGGCAUCCCAGAGGGCGUUUAUAACAUUAACGGCAACUUCUCUCUGGUUAUUGAGAACGUCACUGACUCAGAUGAAGGGACCUACUUCUGUAGGAUCAAACCGAAGUUAGAAGUUAUGGUUGAUGGGCACGUGACUAAGCGUGUCAGAGUAUCUCCCAAAGAGCCGUUUCCCGACGUAACUCAAUGCACUGAACGUAUCUCCGAGAGUGCGUGCGAGGCAGAGUUGCCGAGCGACAUCAAGAAACCAAGGCUGACCUGCAUCGUACGGGAUACCAAGCCUGCCGUGGCUCUCCGGUGGCUGCUUGAGUAUAGUGACGGCGACACACAACUCAUCAGCGACAGGUUCACCGUAAAACCGAGUGCGUAUUCGGUGAACACCUUCACCACUUCAGCAUCAAUCCCAGUUAUAGCGAGCUAUGUGGACACGAUGUACAGAUGUCAAGCAUACGGGGACGCUCUGGGCGCCAGGAAUGGUAGCCACGUGACGGUGACAGCCUUCUACACCCUCCAAACACCACGUGAGCCUGGAUAUUGA